This is a messenger RNA of Brassicogethes aeneus, 2127 nucleotides long. Lineage: Eukaryota; Metazoa; Arthropoda; Insecta; Coleoptera; Nitidulidae. The record is from the annotation of a GenBank genome assembly.
AUGGAUUCUAAAUAUAAUAUAGCGCAUAGUAGCAAAUCAACGGUAACAAAGUUCCAGAUUAAAUCAAAACCUAUCCCCAUUUUAUUUAGUGGUAAAAAUGGGCCGCCGUCGCCUAAAAAGGUUAAAUUAAACGGAGAUGACAAGAAAAAAAUUACUUUUUCAUCCAAGAUUCUACAACCGAAGAUAAGUAUUCAAGAACAAAGAAGAAAACUGCCUGUGUUUCAACAGAGAAACAAACUUUUGGACAUAAUUAAACGACAUAAAACCUUAAUUAUAUUAGGAGAGACUGGAAGUGGGAAAACAACGCAAAUACCUCAAUACAUUUACUCUGCAAGACUGCAAGAAAAUGGGAAAAUUGGCAUCACACAGCCUCGCAGAGUUGCGGCAAUUAGUGUAGCAAUGAGAGUGGCUCAGGAACAUGGAAAUGGGAUGGAGGUGGGAGACUUGGUGGGUUAUACAGUGAGAUUUGAAGAUGUUACUUCAUCAAAAACUAAAAUCAAAUAUUUGACUGAUGGUAUGAUGUUAAGAGAAGCAAUGUUUGAUAAACUGUUAAUGGAGUACACUGUGAUCAUAUUGGAUGAAGCCCAUGAAAGAACUAUACACACUGAUGUGUUAUUUGGAAUUGUUAAAAGGGCCCAAAAAAUUCGAAUAGAAAAGAAAGUUACCCCAUUAAAGAUAAUAAUAAUGUCAGCUACAAUGGAUGUGGACCAUUUUUCCAAAUACUUUAACGACUGCCAAGCUGUUUAUUUAGAAGGACGAACCUACCCUGUAAAUAUUUUUUAUACACUCAAACCCCAUGACGAUUAUCAAUUAGCCUGUGUAAAUGCAUUUUUUAAAAUACACAAAGAAGCACCACCUGAUCAUGAUGUUCUAAUAUUUUUAACUGGUCAAGAAGAAAUUGAAUCCGUAGCCCAUCAAAUAAGAACCUUGGCUAAAGAACCUGACGUUGAAGGUCCUAUGGUCAGGGUGUUUUCUUUAUAUGCAGCUCAACCUAGUAACCAACAAAUGGCAGUGUUUCAAACCACACCCACGAAUACUAGGAAAGUCAUUAUUAGUACCAACAUUGCAGAAACUAGUGUCACUAUAGCAGGGAUCAAGUAUGUUAUAGAUGGAGGCAUGGUAAAAGCAAGGACUUUUCAUCCUUCAACCGGACUGGAACUGCUGAAAAUCCAAAGGAUAUCGCAAGAGCAGUCCUGGCAAAGAGCGGGAAGAGCCGGCAGAGACUCGGAGGGAUCGUGUUACAGAAUAUACACGAGAUCGCAAUUCGAAGCGAUGCAAAAGUCGACGGUUCCCGAGAUACAGCGCGCGAACCUGAACUCGGUCGCCAUCCAGCUGCUGGCCAUGGGCGUGCACGCCUUGACCUUCGAUUUCAUGGACAAACCGCCGAAAGAGGCGGUGGUGGCAGCCUUCGAGCAAUUAAAAAUGCUCGGCGCGGUGGAGUCGCUGAACGCGGCGCACCUCACGCCGCUGGGCACGAAGAUGUCGAAGUUCCCGCUGGACCCGCGCUUCAGCAAGGUGCUGCUCAGCGCGCACCAGUUUUCAUGCGUAGAAGAGUCGCUCACGGUGAUCGCUCUUCUAAGUGCCGAAUCUAUUCUCAUCAGUCCGCCGAACAAGCGGGAGCUCGCGCAGAAAGUAAGGCAAAAAUUCACCUCCGGUUACGGCGACCACAUAACUCUGUUAAAUAUAUACAGGGAGUUUAACAGUAUCGGGCAGAAUAGCAGGAGGAAUUGGUGCCACGAGCACUACAUUAAUUUGAGGAAUAUUUUGCACGCUAGGGAGAUUAGGAAUCAGCUGGAGGAAAUCUGUAGGAGCUCCGACAUACCCAACUCUUCCUGCGGAAGUAACAUGGAUCAAUUGAGGAAAGCUCUUAUCACGGGGCUAUUUAUGAAUGUGGCAGAGCUGCACAGGGACAGGCAGUAUAUUACAUUGGAUAAAAAACAAACCGUUUUUAUCCAUCCCAGUUCCUCAUUGCAUGGACAACAACCGGGUCUAAUUUUGUUUACCGAAGUAGUUCAAACGAGUAAGUGUUACUUACGUGGUUUGACGACAAUAGAAAGUGAAUGGUUGCAAGAUAUAGCGCCGGAGUAUAUCAGAACACAUAAUAUAAAAUGUACAAAAGAAAGUUGA